CGUGACGUCAUUACGUAACCGGAAAAGAAUUGAAAUAUUCUGGGUUGAGGUUAUCAGCGAAGCACCGCGCAGCCAGCAGCUAACGGGCAGCCAGCAGCAGAGUCAACUUGGGGCUUCCCUCAACACAUCCACUUAGGUUUUGGAUGUCCCUGGGGCGCAUGGAUACCACGUUGAAACGGUCGGCGAAGUGUUUUGCGGGUAAGAGAUCUUCCAGCUAAUGUUAGCUAGCCGCAGCCAGCCACGGAUCCUACGGUGUGGACUUGAGAGUGGAGAGGCUCGGUGCUGCUGCCCACUCUGCUGACGGACGGACACUGGUGUUAACCUGAACAAUGGGCCUCAUAUUCGCCAAACUGUGGAGCUUCUUCUGUAAUCAAGAGCACAAGGUGAUAAUUGUUGGACUAGACAAUGCAGGGAAAACCACUAUACUCUACCAAUUUCUGAUGAACGAGGUGGUCCAUACGUCUCCCACCAUCGGAAGCAACGUGGAAGAAAUAGUGGUGAAGAACACACACUUCCUGAUGUGGGAUAUAGGGGGGCAAGAGUCACUCAGGUCCUCCUGGAACACCUACUACUCCAAUACAGAGUUCAUCAUACUGGUGGUGGACAGCACAGACAGAGAGAGGCUGGUCAUCUCUAAAGAGGAGCUCUACAGGAUGUUGGCUCAUGAGGACCUGCGCAAAGCAGCUGUGCUGAUAUUUGCCAACAAGCAGGAUAUGAAGGACUGUAUGUCUGCAGCAGAAAUCUCCAAAUACCUCACCCUGAGCUCCAUCAAAGACCACCCCUGGCACAUACAGUCCUGCUGUGCACUUACAGGAGAAGGUUUAUGCCAAGGUCUUGAGUGGAUGACCUCCAGAGCUGGACUCAGAUAGCCCCUCCCUCAGCCAUUGAUGGCCUCACUACCUGCACCACCCACGGUUGGUGGCAAAACAGCUGGCCUAUAGUUACUUUUUAUUUGUAAUGACAGAAUUGGACACUGACUUCUGCAGACAGCACAGUAUGGAAGGACUGCACGUCUAAUAGUUACAGUGGAACUGAUACAUUUCCCAGUCAAUGAAAAGAUUACCAGAACUUAUGAACUUACCUGGUUGUGGAACGAGGGUUGGGUUUGGAAUAAAAGAGGAGAAGACUAUUAUCUCAGUUCAAAGGAUGUCCAGGAGUGAGGCAGGGCUGCACUGGACACUGAUCAUUUAUACUACACACAUCAUGUUACAUUACACUAUCAUUUCAGAGUAUGCCAUAAAUGUCACAGGGAUGCGACGUUUGAAAAAAAAUAUGAUGCAGCUGUUAUUUUAUUUUUUAGCCUAAAAAUACAUUUGUUCAUGUACAGGUAAAAUUUAACAGGUCAAACAAAGGUAUUAUAAGCAGUAUUGUAAACCAAUUUUGAUGGUGAUGGUGGCACCGAGUUUUGCACAGAGCUCAGCUGUGUGUUUACACAAUAUCAUUACAAUUUGUUUUUUCUGGUCUCAACAUCUGUUACAUGACUUUUCAGUUUCAUAAGCUUCUCUGUUGGUGGUCAUCCUCACACUACUACAUACUGGUGUUAUAUUGUGGUGAAAAUCUUUUUAUUAACUUUGAGCCUUUACUUGUAUGUUAUUGAGCCAAAUUGUCUUGAUUGGCAUGCAAAGCUUUUCCUUAAUCUAACCCUUGGAACAAAUGGAAAUUACUUCUGCUAUUAAUUCAAAUUAGCAAACCAUGAAAUUACUGAAAUGUGAUUUCAAAUGCCAGUACCAAGCUCUGUUUUAACAGUAUUUUAAACACUUUUACACAAAUGUCAUUGAUGCAUUGAUUUUUAUUUAAUUUUAUUCUUUUAUUAUUGCUUUUAUUGCCUGCUUCAUUUUGUUGCAGGUUAGCAUCUUGACCCAUUUUGUAUUAACAGAUGACCAUUGGUGCUCCACUAGUGUGACAGAUCUACUGCAUCCUAAUAUAACAUUUCAGUAAUUUUUUGCUGCCAUUUUGGCAUGUAUUCCUCUUAAUGUUUUGUACUUUAUAAACAAAGGGAUCAGAAUAAGCCAUCCUCCAUUACUCAUUAACCACCUGGACUUUGUUCAGUGGUUUAGUAGCCAAUUAAGAUGUUAAAUCAAUAUUUUGGCCAUCAUAAUUUAAGCAUAACUGUAGUUUUAUCUAAAUCCUCAGCCUUAAAGAAGCUGUUGCAAGUGUUUGGAUGAUCAUGUGUAUGAAAGUUUUUUUUACCCAUGUUUCCUUCUUUGACACAGUAUAAGAAUUCUUGAACUUGCUAAAAGAUCUAUGCACAUGUCACUUUGAAACAAAGUUCUGUAGUGGCCAAAAGAGAGGAUGUGCAUAAGUUUCAGUUAGUCUGAACCAAAGUAGUGACAUGGUAAAGAUCUUGGUGUGGGGAAAGCUGCUGAGUGUCAAUAUAUUAGCAAUGGUUGUGAGACAGUAUUUUUACACUUAACGGAAAAAAUGUGAACUGUGUAGCCCCUAGACUCUUUGCAGCAUUAAGGUUUACAAAAUAUUUACCAUGAUCUCACAAAUCAAAGGGACUGAUCUUAUACCCUCAGUGUGGUGGUGUAUAAUCUGGGUCAUGUACUGUAUUUCAGUUUGUUUUCAAUAAAAGUUUGUUUUAAACAUUGA
Scophthalmus maximus (turbot) is the source of this 2592-nucleotide messenger RNA. RefSeq names its product ADP-ribosylation factor-like 8 (gene arl8). Gene Ontology annotation, molecular function: GTPase activity; GTP binding. Gene Ontology annotation, cellular component: trans-Golgi network; cytoplasm. The record is from RefSeq and is a predicted model, not a curated record. The transcript has 7 exons. Lineage: Eukaryota; Metazoa; Chordata; Actinopteri; Pleuronectiformes; Scophthalmidae. Gene Ontology annotation, biological process: protein localization to Golgi membrane; vesicle-mediated transport; intracellular protein transport. Bases 330 to 869 code for a protein of 179 amino acids.